Molecule: messenger RNA, 3784 nt
Organism: Osmia bicornis bicornis
Lineage: Eukaryota; Metazoa; Arthropoda; Insecta; Hymenoptera; Megachilidae
Gene: MAPk-Ak2
Product: MAP kinase-activated protein kinase 2
Exons: 10
Coding region: 757-2022 (421 amino acids)
Biological process (GO): intracellular signal transduction; protein autophosphorylation; peptidyl-serine phosphorylation
Cellular component (GO): cytoplasm; nucleus
Molecular function (GO): mitogen-activated protein kinase binding; calcium/calmodulin-dependent protein kinase activity; calmodulin binding
Source: RefSeq, a predicted model, not a curated record
UGAGCGGACUUGGGUUCAGUAGCGAUCGGUCGAAUGGACGGAAAGUAUGGUCAUGGAAAAUCUCGUGUUUGGUUAAGUGUUUUAUGAUCGAGUUUCUCGUAACGAAAACGUCACUUUCCAACGACACUAUCAAAUAUUUCAACACUCGCGUAAAACCGGCUAUUCCACGACAGGUAGACCAGGUAUUCCAAUCCGUUCGAUCGUUUGGAACGUGGGUGACACACCUCCGAAGAAUUUUUCUUCUUGGCUGUUGUUUUAACAGAAGCACAAAAAGAAUAAUAAAUUAACUAAAAAUAUAUGUCGAUACUUGUGAACAUUUUUAAACAUAUUUUUGUGUAAAUAUUGUGAACCAGUGUUAUGACGUACCGUAACAAAUAUUAUUCUUAAAAGUCACCGAGUGUUUUCAUAAUAGUGAAAAAAUAAUAUAUUGUAACAGUGGUGUUCUUUAUUGCAAUUGUGUUAUUCUGUGGCGGGAAGUUGUUUUCGAAGGAGUGAGCGUCACCAGUUUUCAGCUGGCAUCUCUCCCCUCCGUGAUUAUCCUUUGGAUAUCGAGUUUUGAGUUACAAUUCGAAAAAAAAAAAUUCUUAUUUUAUUCGACGACGCGGAGCUCACGGUUUAGCUCUAACAACCCCGCUACUGGCUGUGUUCUCUUCACUCUGAGAAUUCUUUGGAGUUUCGACUUUCCUGGAAGGCGAUGCUCUUUAUCCUCGUUCAACGAUUCGAUUCGAACUUUUGAAAACUUAGAAAGCUACGCAAAUGCCGAAAUCGGCAACCAAGUGGACAUUUUGGAGAAAGUGCAAGGGGCCCGUCGGCGAAGACCACGAGGAUAAUAAGAAAGGGAAACGGAAACGAGCCGCGGAUACCGAGAUCGAGGCAACGACCAAGGAGAAAGAAGUUUCGGCCGUGGAAACGAAACGGAAGACCAUGGAACAUCCGCUUACGAGAUGCGACACCCGUGUACCAAAAGUUACACCGAUCAUCGACGACUACGAGAUCAGUAAUCACGUACUUGGACUUGGAAUAAACGGCAAAGUUGUUCAAUGUUAUGACAAAAAUACAAGGGAAAAGUAUGCACUUAAGGUAUUGUAUGACUGUGUAAAGGCACGUAGAGAAGUUGAAUUGCAUUGGAGAGCGUCAAAUUGCAGACACAUAGUUCAAGUGAAAGAUGUGUAUGAAAACACAUAUAGCGGAAAUAAAUGUUUAUUGGUUGUUAUGGAAUGUAUGGAAGGUGGAGAAUUAUUUGAGAGAAUACAAGACAGGCAAGAUGGUGCCUUUACAGAGAGAGAAGCAGCACAAAUAAUGUAUGAAAUUUGUGUUGCUGUAAAACAUCUGCACGAUAUGAAUAUUGCACACAGAGAUCUCAAACCAGAAAAUCUUUUGUAUUCCAAACCAGAUAACACUGGAAUAUUGAAACUUACUGAUUUUGGUUUUGCAAAAGAAACGCAUUCAAAGGAUACCUUACAAACACCAUGCUACACACCCUAUUAUGUUGCUCCUGAAGUUUUGGGACCUGAAAAAUAUGAUAAAAGCUGUGAUAUAUGGUCACUCGGAGUUAUAAUGUACAUAUUAUUGUGCGGCUUUCCACCUUUCUAUAGUAACCAUGGUUUAGCAAUUUCACCAGGAAUGAAAAAGAGAAUUCGGCUAGGUCAGUAUGAUUUUCCAGCUCCUGAAUGGUCAAAUGUUAGCUCUGAGGCAAAAAAUCUUAUUAAGGGUAUGUUGUGUACGGAUCCCGCUCAAAGACUACAGAUCGACGAAGUUAUGCGCAACAAAUGGAUCGCUCAAUAUACCGAAGUACCAGCUACGCCUUUACAUACCGGACGCGUGCUUCGGGAGGGUGAAGAACUUUGGCCGGAAGUUCAAGAAGAAAUGACACGGUCUUUAGCCACGAUGCGUGUAGAUUAUGAUACGGCUAAUUUGAAACAAUUGGAUCACACAAAUAAUGCGUUAUUAAAUAAACGUAGACGAGCAAAACAGGCAAACGCUAUGCCACCCGCUGCUAAUGCUCCAACAGCAGCAUCCUAGGAAUACGCGACAAAAGCCAGGAAUCGCUGGCGUAUUUUUUUACAAAGAUGUAUAAGGUAUAGUGUAAUUAUCAUGAGAAUUGUUUUUUGAUAACUGGUACGAUGUAAAAUAUAAAUGAUUACAAUCGAAGUAAUCUUGAGAAGAGAUAUAUAUAUGCAGUUAAAAUUAAAAAUCACAGAGAAAUGGAAAUGGAAGCGUUCCAGUAAUUUCUAACAAAUUGCAUGAAUUCGUGCUAUUGUGCUUAUGUACCACUUCUAAGAAGUUUUUCUUCAAAUACUACAAUGACUGUGGAUACUUAACUUAUUGAAAGGCACUACUACUGAUACAAAUUAUGAAAUUUGUCAUUUAACUAUAAUAGUUUCCUAUCAAUUACUUAAUACAUAUUUUAUAUGCAGUACUUUAAUUUAUCAUGAACAUUUAUAUCCAUGUAUUUUUGAAUUUUUAUCCACGCACAGUUAAGAAAAUUACAAACUGUGACAGAAACGUUCAGUUUAACGAUUAUACAAAAAUAUACAAUGUACUUUUAAGUGAUAACAUUGACUGAGGCUAAAUACGUGAAGAAAUUCUUAUAAUUGUCAUAGGGUACUACUGACAUGUAUUGUCCUCAUUGCUUCUUAGGCACUAAAAACAUACGAUAAUUUUUAAUUUUUCAAAUAGGAAAAUUUAUAAUAAAUAAAGUUAUACUUAGAAACAAAUAUAUAAACUUCACUAAAUGAAUGUAGUAAUUAUAUUUUUUUAGAUGCAUUAUAUAAUAAAAAAUCGUAAUGAAUGUAGAGGAGAAAAAUACCUUAAUUAACCAGAGGUCAAUUUUCAGUUACAAGUUCAACUAGAGCCAUUAGGUAUUUCAGUUAGGUGCAUAUUUAGGCGAUAUUUAAGAGGUAAUUAAAUCUCAUAUAACGUGUUACUGUUUCUUCAGAAACGACUGAUAUGUUAUGAAUUGUAAAUAUUAUAUGUAUGAAUUAUUUUUUAAUGAAAUAAUCAUAAUGAUCGAUUAUAUGUAUAAUUAAUAGUCAUCUAUGUUAGGUAUUAAAAAUCUGUAAUAGUUAAAUGGACGUUAUGACUGAUAAGUAACAAAAAAAUAGAGUUGAUCGGGCCUUAGCUUGUCUCCACCAUAUGUUUAGUAAAACUAUUUAAAAAUUUUUAAUUAAUUGGUAAUUUUGUUUUCACAGUAUAUGUACCACUAAAUGUCAACAAUUUAGAAUUGUGGAAACAAAAUAUUUUUUAGCACAAAUAUUGUAUGAUGGUUCAGCUCUUGUUUUAUUUAAAAAAAAUAUAUAUAACUACUUAUUAAUUAUUAUUAACCAUGUACAAAAACUUAUGUGAAUUUUAAUUUGAAAAAGUAAAUAAUCUUGGAAUAUUUUCCUAGAUUAAAAUAUAUGUAGUUAAGCAAUUACACUAUAAAAAAAAUUGUAGCAUUGUUAUACUUGGUAAAACUGGGAUAGUACAAUUUUUAUAGAUUAAAAUGAUUAUAAAUUAUACAAAAAUUAAUACAUAUAUUUAAUUCGAGCUGGACUGUAGUAAUGAAGUAUUUUUGUAAUGAAUUUAUGUCUGCUGGUUUGCACUGCAUUUAUGAAACUUGACAAUAAAUAUACAGAAUGUCUUUAACUACGACAUAGUCGAUUCAUUAUUUAAUUGUGAUUCUGUGCUGUAAUUGCAAUGUAUUACUUUGCUAAAAUUGUAUUAUUUCAAUUAUUGAAUUACUGUAAUAAUCUGAACAAUCUCCAAUUGCAAAAAUUAAAAUAAAUACAUAUUAUUCGUCUAA